AUGGCCAGGAAGCUCAGCGUGCUGGAAGUCCUCCUGAUCAUCUUCUUCAUAAUUGUAUUAUCCGUAGAUAUCCUUCUACUGAUGCUUGUGUUGGAGAAAGAUAAAGACUCCUUUGUGGCAGAGUGCCCGGCGAUCCCCGAAUCGGAAAGGAUAGACUGCGCUCCUGGCCAGGCAGUGACACAGGAGGUCUGUAGCUGGCAUAUACGGUGCUGCUGGAAUCCUGUGGCAAAUACCAGUGUCCCCUGGUGUUUCUUCCCCAAGAACUGGGGCUACAAAGUCCAUGAUGGCCCCACCAACACCAGCAAGGGGUUCACUGCCCUGCUGAAGAGGCUACCAUCCCCAACUCUGUUUGGAAAUGAUGUUCCCAACACUGUCUUCACGGCCGAGUAUCAGACAUCCAAUCGUUUCCAUUUCAAGAUUACUGAUUCCAUUAACAAGCGAUAUGAAGUCCAACAUAAAAAUAUCAAUUCACUGGCUCAGACGGCUAACAUCUCCAAUUUCAGCUACCACGUCGAAGUUGUUAAUGAGCCUUUCAGCAUCAAAAUAAUGAGGACAAGCAACGGAAAAGUCUUGUUGGACACGAGCAUUGGUCCCCUCCAGUUUGCCCAGCAGUACCUUCAGCUGUCUUUCCGUCUGCCCAGUGUGAACGUGUAUGGGCUAGGGGAACAUGUGCACCAGCAGUACCGCCAUGACAUGACCUGGAAGACCUGGCCCAUUUUCACGCGGGAUGCCGCCCCUGUGGAGGGCAUUAAUCUAUACGGGGCUCAUACAUUCUUCUUAUGCCUUGAAGACACCAGUGGAUCCUCAUUUGGGGUUUUCCUGUUGAACAGCAAUGCCAUGGUGCCUGCGGAGUUCUGCUAUUAUAUCCCACUACAUUUUCAGGCAAAAAGGCUCUGCUUUAACAGUGCUUAUUCUAAGUGUGAACUCCUCUCUAUUGAUCAUUUCCAGCUGGUUGGAAAACCAUUCUUGCCUUCCUACUGGAGCCUUGGGUUCCAGCUGAGUCGCAGGAAUUAUGGGGGCACCGCAGGAUUGACAGCGGUUGUGAACCGAAACCGUGCAGCUCAGAUCCCGUAUGAUGUGCAGUACUCUGACAUAGACUACAUGGAUGGAAACAAGGAUUUCACUUAUGACAACAGGACUUACUCUGAUCUUCCAGAGCUUGUCAGUGAGUUGCACCGCAACGGGCAGAAAUACAUCGUCAUGAUGAAUCCUGGCAUCCCCAACAGCUCUGGCUAUCAGCCCUAUGAGGAUGGAAGGAAAAAGAGGAUAUGGGUCCUUGGGAACAAUGGCCCUGCUAUUGGGAAGGGGUACCCCGGGUCGACCGUGUUUCCUGACUUCAGUAACCCAGCCAGCUCUUUGUGGUGGACCCAGCAGUUCACGGAAUUCCAUGAAAGUCUCGCAUUUGAUGGCGUGUGGAUUGAAAUGGAUGAAGUGUCCAACCUUCUCCAAGGCAGCGAUGGCGGAUGUGACUCCAACAGCUUGAACUACCCUCCCUUCACGCCUCGAGUUUUGGACCGAUUGCUCUUCGAGAGAACGCUUUGCAUGGACACCGAGUUUUACGACGGCCUCCACUAUGAUGUCCACAGCUUGUACGGCUACUCCAUGGCGCAGGCCACGGACUCGGCCUUGAAGGCUGUCUUCGCCAAUCAGAGGAGCCCCAUCUUAUCCCGCUCCACUUUUGCUGGCUCUGGCAAGUUUGCUGCUCAUUGGUUGGGGGACAAUGCAGCUACCUGGAACGACCUCCGGUGGUCCAUCCCCAGCAUCCUUGAGUUCAAUCUGUUUGGUAUCCCCAUGGUAGGUGCCAACAUCUGUGGUUACCAAGGAGACACCACCGAGGACCUCUGCAGAAGGUGGAUGCAACUCGGGGCUUUUUAUCCACUGUCCAGGAAUCAUAAUGGGCCUGGCUUCAUGGACCAGGACCCCGCCUCCUUUGGUGCUGACUCCCUGCUGCUGAAGUCCUCCCGGCAUUACCUGAACAUCCGCUACACCCUGCUGCCCUACCUGUACACGCUGUUCUACCGCGCCCACACCCGAGGAGACACGGUGGCUAGGCCCCUGCUGCAUGAGUUCUACCAGGACCCCGCCACCUGGGAUGUGCACCAGCAGUUCCUAUGGGGGCCCGCACUCCUCAUCACACCUGUUUUACAUGCAGACUCGGACCCAGUGAGUGCCUACUUCCCCGAUGCCCUCUGGUAUGACCACGAGACGGGAGUGGCCAUCCCGUGGAGGAAACAAUGGGUGCAGAUGACCUUCCCCAAAGACCAGAUAGGACUUUUUCUUCGAGGGGGCUACAUAUUCCCUACCCAGAUGCCAAGCACGACCACAGAGGCAAGUCGGAAGAACUCCCUGGGACUACUGGUUGCCUUGGAUCACAGGAGAGAAGCACAGGGGGCGCUGUAUUGGGAUGAUGGCAUGUCCACAGAUUCUGUGGCCAAAGAAAAUUACCUCCUGUACCACUUCUCUGUGGCUGCUAACCGGCUGCAGGCAAAGCUCAUAACGAAUAAUUAUACAGACCCCAAUAACCUCCAGUUUACAGAGAUCAGGAUCUUGGGAAUGGACAAGGAGCCCACUCACCUUACAAUCACUGUGAGCAGCAUUCCUGCCCUGUGUUCCAACUGUUCAAACAUCUACAAUGCUUCCACGAAGGUGGUGACCAUCACUGGCAUCCAGGAGCUGGCCCUAGGACAGGAGUUCUCUGUUGAGUGGACGCUUCUGGUCAGUGACCUGGAGAAGUUCGACUGCUACCCGGAGGACGAGGCUGUGACGGAGCAGCUCUGCGUGCAGCGGGGGUGCCUGUGGGAGCUCCCGACUGCCCCUGGAGUGCCCAGCUGUUUCUACGACACCAUCCCCCGCUACGCAGCCAGCAAUAUCCAGUACCUGCCCACCGGCAUCACCCUGGACCUCAACCUCCUGCCAGACCCCUGGGGCUCCCCUGUGACAGCGGGCACGCCCCGCUCACCCCGGGACCCUGCCCCUGCGGCUGACCCCUUCUCCUCCAGGGCCACCACUCUGCGCCUGAGCGUGGUCUACCACUCGGAGACCAUGCUGCAGUUCAAGCUCUACAAUUCCACCAGCAGAAGGUAUGAGGUCCCUGUGCCCCUGAACAUCCCACCCACUCCAGAUGGCUCGCCUGAGAAACGCCUGUAUGAUGUCAGCAUCCAGACCAGCCCCUUCGGGGUCCAGAUUCGCCGGCGCAGCUCCCAGGGUGUGAUCUGGGACUCUCAGCUCCCUGGCUUCACCUUCAACGACAUGUUCCUGUCUGUCUCCACCCGCCUGCCCUCCCAGUACCUCUACGGCUUCGGGGAGACAGGGCACGAGACCUUCAGGAGAAACACGACGUGGCACACGUGGGGCAUGUUUGCUCGGGAUGAGCCCCCUGGGUUCAAGAAGAACUCCUAUGGUGUGCACCCCUACCACAUGGCUCUGGAGGCAGAUGGCAGUGCCCACGGCGUGCUCCUGCUCAACAGCAACGCCAUGGAUGUGACGGUCCAGCCCACCCCGGCCCUGACAUACCGCACCACAGGAGGGAUUUUUGACUUCUAUGUGUUUUUGGGGCCAACCCCUGAACUUGUCACUCAGCAGUACACCGAGCUGGUUGGUCGGCCGGUGAUGACUCCAUACUGGGCCUUGGGAUUCCAACUGGGAUGCUAUGGAUACCAAAAUGAUUCUGAGAUCGCCAGCUUGUAUGAUGCGAUGACAGCAGCCCAGAUUCCCUACGACGUGCAGCAUCUGGACAUGGACUACAUGGACCGGAAGCUGGACUUCACCCUCAGCCCCAGAUUCAAAGGCCUCAGCCAGCUGAUUGACCGGAUGAAGAGAGAUGGCAUGAGGUUUAUCGCCACUCUGGACCCCGCCAUUUCUGGCAACGAGACCGGAUACCUCCCCUUCACCAGGGGCCAAGCAAGUGACGUGUUCAUCAAAUGGCCCGGUGGCAAGGACAUUGUCUGGGGGAAGGCCUGGCCAGACCUGCCGAACGUUCUUGUGGAUGGCUCCCUCGACCAGGAGACUCAGGUGAAGCUGUACAGGGCCUAUGUGGCGUUCCCCGACUUCUUCCGGAACAGCACGGCUGCGUGGUGGAAGAGGGAGAUCCAAGAGCUCUAUGACAAUCCCCGGGAAGCUGAGAAGAGCCUGCGGUUCGAUGGGCUGUGGCUGGGCACGAACGAGCCAGCAAACUUUGUCAAUGGAUCCAUCAGCGGCUGCCGGGAUGACACACUGAAUAGGCCUCCCUAUAUGCCAGUCCACAGCCUGUACGGCUGGGCCCAGACCAGGCCCACCUACGAAGCUGUGCAGGAGGUGACCGGCCAGCGUGGCAUCAUUCUCACCCGCUCCACCUUCCCCUCCUCGGGCCACUGGGGAGGACACGGGCUGGGAGAGAACACAGCUGCGUGGGACCAGCUGAAGACCUCCAUUGUCGGCAUGAUGGAAUUCAGCCUCUUCGGGAUCCCCUAUACAGGGGCGGACAUCUGCGGCUUCUCUGGAGAUGCGGAGUACGAGAUGUGUGUGCGCUGGAUGCAGCUGGGGGCCUUCUACCCCUAUGCCAGGAACCACAACUCCAUGGGGACCAGGGUGAGACGGCCGGCCGGCCACACGCAAGUCAAGACCCCUGGCUUUACACAGUUCCCAUGGGCGCGCAGUCUCGGGUUGCAGGAGCACAUACAGAGUUCCCACGGAGGCAGCACCGUGGUCCGGUCCCUUCUCCACGAGUUUCCAGAGGAUGUUACAACCUGGGACAUCAACAGCCAGUUCAUGUUGGGCCCCGCCGUGCUGAUCAGCCCUGUGCUGGGACCUGGCACCUUCAUGGUAACGGCUUACUUCCCCAGGGCCCGGUGGUAUGCCCACAGCACGGGGAUGCUCGAGAACGCGACAGGUGAGUGGAAGAACCUGGCCGCUCCCUUGGACCACAUCAACCUUCACAUCAGAGGAGGCUGCAUCCUGCCCUGGCAAGAGCCUGCCCAGAACACUCAACGCAGUCGACAGAAUUUCAUGGGACUGACUGUCGCCUUGGACAGCGAGGGGAAAGCUCAGGGCCAGAUGUUCUGGGACGAUGGACAAAGUGCAGGUACCUAUGAGAGUGGAAACUAUUUCCUGGCACAUUUCACAUGCGCUCAGGAUACCUUGCAGAUCCAGACUGUACACAAUAAGUAUCUGAGUGACUCCCGUCCACUGAAGGUUGGCUACAUUAAGAUUUGGGGGCUGAAGCCUGAGUCUGUGAUUGAAGUCAAGGUCACCCAUGACAACAAGCCGUUCAUGGUAAUGAACUUCACGAGUGACCCUGACAAUCAGAUCUUAACUAUUCAGUUGACUGACAAGGUUAUUCACCUGGAAAAGUUGACUGUGGUCACCUGGACUCACGGUCACCUUGUAGUUACUACGCCGGCCCUGACAAGCACCUUACCGACCAGUUCUCAAUCAUCUCCAUCUACCACUACAAUGACCUCUUCUGAGACUAUGAUGUCAGGUUCUGCUAGUCCACCUGAUGUGACUACGACUACUAUGACUACGUCUUUCAUUGCAACCAUUCCUACCCUGACGAGUGCUACCACCAUGAGCACUAGCAAUACUGUGCCUGAUGUCACUCUUCCUUUUCCUACAAGUACUACCAAUACCAGCGCUAAUGCUACAGCUUCCAGCACAGCCCCUCCAUUCCUGACAAACUACAUCUACUCCUUUCCCUACAAAUACUACCAAUAA
Molecule: messenger RNA, 5691 nt
Organism: Echinops telfairi (small Madagascar hedgehog)
Lineage: Eukaryota; Metazoa; Chordata; Mammalia; Afrosoricida; Tenrecidae
Gene: MGAM2
Product: maltase-glucoamylase 2 (putative)
Exons: 49
Coding region: 1-5691 (1896 amino acids)
Biological process (GO): carbohydrate metabolic process
Molecular function (GO): carbohydrate binding; alpha-1,4-glucosidase activity
Source: RefSeq, a predicted model, not a curated record